GGGGGUAGCUUAUUCAAUAUCAUUCCUCACCAUGAAAUUUCUUUGUCUCCAUGGAAAUGGAACAAACAGCAACAUUAUGCGGAUGCAAACCGCGUCGCUGCGGUAUGAACUGGAGGAUGGACACGAAUACGAGUUUGUAGAGGCUGCUAUACCUGCGACAAUGUCUCAAGGUAUCGAAACAUUCUCUACGCCAGAUCAGUCCUUCUACGCAUUCUACAAUCCAGAAGAAUUAUCUACUCUCCAAGUCACAAUUGCGCAAUUAGAUGAAUACAUCACCGCCGAGGGGCCGUUCGAUGUGGUCAUGGGAUUUUCAGCCGGGGCAGUGCUGGCAGCCUCAUACAUCCUGCAGAAACAACAGCAGCAGGGCCAUGAUACCCCUCCUUUCAAAUGCGGCAUUUUCUUGUCUAGCGCAUUAAGUGCCGCUGAAAUGAACUACCUAGGCUGGCUUCAUAGCGAUGAUAAUGAUGAAGGUGGUCAUCUGACCAUCCGACUUCCCACGGUGCAUAUAUGGGGAGCUAACGACCAGACAGCGCCCACCGGUGGCGCGGAUCUGAGCAAGCUAUGUGAUCCUGCUCAAAGAUUGAUCGUCAUACACGAUGGAACGCAUGAACUUCCUCGGGGGGAACACAUGACUCAGGCAGUCCACGCAAUUCGGAGAGCGUUGUAUGCAGCUAGUCAGUACGAGAAAUAGGACAAUCAAACCACCACCCCAUGCAUGCAUAUAUAUGAUUAUUGACGUAUAUGGGCUGAAAAAAUGGAACAAACGGAACACCCA
Molecule: messenger RNA, 775 nt
Organism: Talaromyces stipitatus ATCC 10500
Lineage: Eukaryota; Fungi; Ascomycota; Eurotiomycetes; Eurotiales; Trichocomaceae
Exons: 4
Coding region: 32-691 (219 amino acids)
Cellular component (GO): cytoplasm; nucleus
Source: RefSeq, a predicted model, not a curated record